UAUUACAAACACACCCGAACAGCGCUCUUCUCAAAACUGUACUUAGAACUCCUAGUCCAACCUUUUUAAGAAAUCAUGCCGGCUAUUUUUUGACAUGAGAACAUUAGAACUUACUGUUGUGUCCGUAUGUGGUGGUUAAUGUGGUUUCAAAUGGGUUGAAGUGUGUGAAUUUCGCUGUGGGAGGGAAAUAACGGUGCGCGAGGUUAGCCGGUGUUAGCUUACCAUCAACAGGUAACGGCUUACGUCUAAGCUAACCGACUACAACCGUCAUGGACCGCGGGAGUUUUUCAAAGUACUCCUGGAUCGACUUUGCGUUCUCUGUGAUCGGAGUGUGUACUUUCUUGGUGGACUGGGGCUCGGACAUAUGGGUGGCCACUGAGUUUUACUGUCGCGGAGACUUCAUCUGGUUCGGGGUGCUGGUCGGCCUCAUGGUCCUGUCGUCCGUCGUGGUUCAGAUGUUCAGCUGGUUCUGGUUCAAGUACGACCGGGAGCUACCGGGGUUCAGCGCCGAGACCGGGGCAGGAACCGUGCUCUUCGGGGAUAAAGUGAAGCUGUCCUGCCUGUUGCAUGUGUUACAGCUGGGCUUCCUCUGCAGGCACAUCUCUGCCAUUUGGCAAGGCUUCAGGGUCUGGUGGCGGAAGGAGGAAGGGUCAGAGUAUGCUGUUUACUUGACACAUGACCUGAGCAUGCUCCGACUCAUCGAGACCUUCUGUGAGAGCGCUCCUCAGCUGACUCUGAUGACCUAUGUCAUGCUGCGCACCAACAAGGCCAGAACCGUUCAGUUUGUGAGUAUUGCCGCCUCUACCACUUCCAUUGCUUGGAUGGUGGUGGACUACCACCGCUCUCUGCGCUCCUUCCUCCCAGAUAAGGCCAAGCAGGGCUGGGGUUCGUCUUUGGUGUACUUCCUGUGGAACCUGCUGCUGAUAGCGCCACGUGUUGCAGCCCUCGCGCUCUUCGCCUCUGUGUUUUCUGUGUUUAUCGCUGGCCAUUUUAUAUUGCUAUGGUUCGUGUUUGUGUUUUGGGUCUGGAGACAGAAAACCGACUUCAUGGACAGCGUCGGUGGGGAGUGGCUCUACCGGGCCACCGUUGGGCUCAUCUGGUACUUCAGCUGGUUUAACGUAGCGGAGGGUCGAACUCGAGGCAGGAGCAUGAUCUACCACUCGUUCAUCACCACAGACAGUGGGAUUCUGCUGGCUACAUGGUGGUGCAACAGAGACCCUGUCCUGACAGAGCCCUACGCCCUGGCUCUGAUCAUUACUCUACCUCUGGCCUACCUCCUCGGCCUGCUCUUCAAAACCCUCUACUACUGCUGCUUCCACCCGAAGCUGUGGAGGCCCCCCGUGAGGGACCCAGGACUGCCUGACGAUCUGCCCGAUGCAGAAGUGUCCUUCAGAGACGUUUCCAUCCAGGACAGCAAAUUGUCCUCCCAGUUCCUCAACAAACGAAUGGCCUGCCAUGCUGCUCAUUUUUACUUUGAGCAUGGAGCGUUUAAAAACACAGAUAGCACAAAGAAAACAGAGUCAUCUCAUGUUUAAUAUCUGACUAUUUGUGUUAAUGGCCUUCUGAAUACUACUGUAGCUGUUACCUUUUGCGGUACUGAUGAAAUGCAAAAUGUCCUAACUGUGUACUAAUUUUGUAGAUGCCCCAUUUAGUUUAAACCAAAUUACAGACUAAAAUAUGUAUUCAGCUAGUGCUGGGCAGUUUUAUGUUCUGUCAGGAUUACAUAGACUGUAAAACAUUUACAUUUAAUGAUGUCUAUAAAGAAGGCUUUUAUCAACUGGUUCUGCAAAAACAUGUUAAGAAAAACAAACAAGUCAACAACUAGUGCAAAACAUAACUAUACAGUACUGUGCAAAAGCAGCUUUACCUUGUUUGUGCAGGAAUACAAUUAUUUUUUCAUUCUCUGUUCUUCAGAUACAGCAAGAAAAUACAGGAAAUAUAUGCACAGUUGGAAAAGGCACACAAAAAUACUGAAGUUAAUUGGUUCUAAAGGUUAAGAUUACUAUUUAUUGUGACCCCUGACCUCAUGAUAAGAAGCACAAAGGGUUCUAAACAUCUGACAGAUGUUGAAUGAAACCAGCUAUAAAACAUCAGAAAAUGAAUGCAAUAAAUCUUAGGUACAAAAGGAAGUCACACAAAAUAAAACUAAAAUAAUAAUAAUAAUGAGCUAAAUUUGGUUUGAAGAAGCUGUUAUUUACCUAAAACUUUAGCUUUUGCUGCUGUACAUAUUUCACAUAUAUCCUGAUUGUAUCUUAGUGCAGAGACUGAGAAAUGCAUACGAUGGUCUUUUGCACAGUUGAGUAUAGUAAAAUUAAAACUGCUAUGGGAAAUGAAAACCAGUAUACCGCCCAGAUUAAUCACAUUAAACAAAGACUGGUCAAUAUUAAUAAGUAUUGUUCAUGUUUCUAUACAUGUUCUAUAUAUAUAUCAGUACUUAUAUUAAUAACAUCAGACACCUAGGAAUAUAAAGGCUGUAAACUGUUCUCAACAUUACUUGAAAAUAAUCAGAUUUUUUAUAAGCUGAUUUCUAAAGAAGGAAGUGAAGUGCUAAUUAUAUUUUAUACAUUUUCUAUAAAGAAAAAGUAAAGUUACUGCCAGUUCAUAGCCGCAUUAAAAGGAAAAUGUGUGAAAAAUGAAGAUGUUGUUUUUAUCUGACAUCCAAUGAUUUUCUACGUCAUGUGCCCUUUUCCAGCUGAAGUUUUUUUCACAGACUCUGAAUGUAGACUUGAUUCUGUCAUAGUUGAUAUUUUAUUUACAUUUACACUUUACAUGUGUUUUGUGUCAAAAUGGUUCGAGUAAUGCUAGUUCUUUUUUUUUUUUUCAUAAUUUAACAAUAUGUGGCUAAGAAGUGGAGAGGGUAUUUCUGUGUCAGAUAGAUGCAUUAUUUUUGUUUAUUCAUUCAGUGUUUAUGUCCAAUGUCUCUGUUUUACUUUAGUAAUAGACUUGAAGGUUUAGGAUCUCAGAGUGACAAGUAAAAAUGUGCCACUACUCGCUCACAGUCAGCGUUGUUAUUAUCAGGAAUGUGUUUUAAUGUAAAUAUUUUAGAUGUCUAAGAUGGCGUCUCUCAGUUUAUUGUUGAUUUCUGUGAAUGUUCAUACAAAGUGUUAUAGAUCCACAUACUGCUAAAACCAAAAGUUAAGCUCGCAACUGGUAUUUUUUUUUGAUCUCCUUGUACCUCAUUUGCUCAUUUUGGGCAGUUAUUAAAGCCUUGGCUGUGGUUUCCUUAA
This is a messenger RNA of Sphaeramia orbicularis (orbiculate cardinalfish), 3227 nucleotides long. It is a transcript of the gene xkr8.3, whose product is annotated as XK related 8, tandem duplicate 3. The record is from RefSeq and is a predicted model, not a curated record. Lineage: Eukaryota; Metazoa; Chordata; Actinopteri; Kurtiformes; Apogonidae. Gene Ontology annotation, cellular component: plasma membrane. Gene Ontology annotation, biological process: engulfment of apoptotic cell; phosphatidylserine exposure on apoptotic cell surface; apoptotic process involved in development. The coding region runs from base 270 to 1535 and encodes 421 amino acids. The transcript has 3 exons.